CUAAUAUUUCCUACACACACGUAUUCGAUUCACGUAUAUAUAAAUAUACAAACGUAAAAUUGUAGAUACGUCACUGACAUUGACAUCACCGUCACAACGUUUUAAAGAUUCUUAACCGUUAAAACACCAAAAUAAAAAUAGUAUUUUUCUAAAAGUCUAAUGGAUAAUGAAAAGCAAAAAGAUGAACUCACAGCAUUGGAAAGUAUUUAUAAUAGUGAAGAAUUUUCUUAUAAACAUGAAAACAAUGAAUAUGAAUGUACUUUAAAAAUAUUUUUAAAUCUAUCGGGAGAUUUUUAUUUUUCCUAUAAAGACAUUCGUCAAAUUGAUGAAGAAUCAACGAAAGUUCAAAUUUCACAUCUUCCACCAAUAACUGUUUUAGUGACAUUACCAAAUAAUUAUCCAUCAUUAUCACCUCCAAAUUUCACAUUAAUAUCAUCAUGGCUAAGACCACCACUUUUAUCGAGACUUUGUCGUAAAUUAGAUCAAUUAUGGAAAGAAACAGAGGGUGUUGAAAUACUUUUCACAUGGUUUGCAUUCCUUCAAAAUGAGACAUUGGAAUUUUUAAAUCUUAAAGAAAAUUUAAAUAUCAAUCAAACUUAUACACGGUACAAAAUAGCAUUAGAAAAUCAAAUACAACCUGAAUUAACAAUGUGUGCAUCUAAUAUUCUGAAAAAAUCAAGUGUUGAUGUUCGACAUCGAAAUGAGAUGACAAAUACAAAGAAUCAUCAUCAUCAACAUUUUUCAAAGAAAAAAAAUAAGAGACAAAAAAAUAAUAAAAAUUCAUUUGAUAAAAGAGCAGUGUUUGAUCGACCAGUUAGUAGUAAUCCAGUCCAAAUGUUAAUUGAUUAUAAUGAAAUGCGAAAUGAAAUAGAAUUUAAAAGAAAUUUUUAUACAUGUAAAAUUUGUUUUUCCGAUAAAUUGGGAAUUGAUUGUACACAAUUUAUUCCUUGUUCACAUGUAUUUUGUAAAGAUUGUAUUGUUGGAUAUUUGGAAGUUAGAAUCAAGGAUGGUGCAGUUCAGGAUAUAUCUUGUCCUGAAGAUAAAUGCACAUCGGAAGCAACACCCGGUCAAAUAAAGGAUUUAGUGAGUCCUGAAUUGUUUAGCAAAUAUGAUUCAAUUUUACUCAGUGCAACAUUAAGUACAAUGUCAGACAUUGUUUAUUGUCCACGACGUCACUGCCAAUAUCCUGUGAGCCGUGAAGUCAACGAAGUAUUCGCCACAUGUCCAUCCUGUCAAUAUGCCUUUUGUCUAUUUUGUAAAAUGGUCUAUCAUGGAAUUGAACCCUGUAAAAUGAAUUCAGCUGACAAGCAAAGUUUAAUGAAAGAAUACAAAAAUGCUUCACCGGAGGGUAAACUUCAAUUGGAGAAACGAUACGGGAAAAAGCAAUUGCAACUUAUGAUUGAUAAUACCAUGUCGGAAAAUUGGAUAACUAAUAAUAGUAAAAAUUGCCCCCACUGUAAAGUUGCUAUUGAGAAAUCUGAUGGAUGUAAUAAAAUGGCUUGUGGACAUUGUAAUACAUUUUUCUGUUGGCUAUGCAGUACAAGAUUGGAUCCACGUGAUCCAUAUCAACAUUAUCGUAAUCCCAAUUCCAGUUGUUUUAAUCGAGUGAAUCAAGGUAUUUUAAUGAAUUUGGGCGACGACGACGAUGAAGACGAUGAGGUUGAUGACAGUGACGACGAUGAUGAUCCUACAUUUGUUGUUGAUGAAUUCAUAGAUUAUUCUGACGAUGAUAAUUCAACGGAGGAAAUUGAAAUAGAUGAUUUAUAAAAAAUGUCAUCUUUCAUGUUACUUUCACAAUUUUUUUGUUUGUUGAUAUUUUAAAUCAGGGUAGCCACAAGUCAGGGAAAUUUUUAUUUUAUUUUUUUGUCAGGGAAGUCAGAAAAAAACAUUUUUGUCUCAGAAAAUUUGGGAAAUUGAAUAAAUUUAUUAGAAAAUUUUUCGGACAAAUUUCAAUAAAUCUAAAUUUAAAUUAGUUUCCAAAAUUUAAAUCUGUUUAAAUUUUAUUUUAUCGAAAUUUCAAUUUAAUUUAAAUUAUUUUCCAUUCAAAUUUUAAUCAAUACAAAUUUCAAGUGAUACAAUUUUCAAUUAAUUCUAAUUUUUAUUGAUCAAAACAAAUUUAUUAAUUAAAAAAUAUUUAUUAACUGCAAAUUCAAUCGAUAAAAACUUAUAAAAUUAACAAAACAAAUUAUCCGAAUUUCAAUUUUUCAAAAUUUUAAUUAAUUUAAAUUUAAAAUUCAAAAUUCAAUUUAGAAAAAUUUUUAACCAAUAAUGCCUCAAUAAAAUUUGUUUUUAUUCUUGUGGAAACCCUGUAUUUUUUAUUUGUUUGUUUAGCAAAAAAAAAAAAAAAGAAAAAGAAGAAAAAAAGAAAAAAAUUCUACGAUGCUAAUAUAUAUUUUUUUCUGUUUAUUUUUGAAAAUAUUCCAAAAAAUUGUUUGUCACGUUAAAUAUUCUUUUUGAUUUGAUAAAUAAUUUUAAAUGUCGCGAUAUAAAUGAUUGAUUUAAUGGUCUCUGUGAGAUUGUAAUAUUUUUAUUUUUUAUGCUUUAAUAAAAUUCAUUUACAAAA
Molecule: messenger RNA, 2563 nt
Organism: Leptopilina boulardi
Lineage: Eukaryota; Metazoa; Arthropoda; Insecta; Hymenoptera; Figitidae
Product: E3 ubiquitin-protein ligase RNF14-like
Exons: 5
Coding region: 160-1767 (535 amino acids)
Biological process (GO): ubiquitin-dependent protein catabolic process; positive regulation of proteasomal ubiquitin-dependent protein catabolic process; protein polyubiquitination
Cellular component (GO): cytoplasm; ubiquitin ligase complex
Molecular function (GO): zinc ion binding; ubiquitin conjugating enzyme binding; ubiquitin protein ligase activity
Source: RefSeq, a predicted model, not a curated record